AUGAAGAAUCUAAGCACUCUAGUGGCGUUGUUGCUGUCAUGUCGUUCAGCACUUGCCCAAACACCAGCCGGCUUCACACCAAAUGUCACGGCUCAUCUCGAUGUUGUCUUUGGCACCAAAGUUGUGGACCCUCCCGGAACGGCCCUGAGCAAGUCAGACACCUCUAGACAGCCUAGCAUUGGCACGUCUACUGCUCUCAAUGGCUCGUAUCUAUGGAUGAUGAUUGACCUUGAUGCAUCGACAAACUUUGCGAACCCUCAAGCAGGAAAACCGGCCACUUACUUGCACACGGUUCUUCGCGACUUUAAAUCCACGGGUCAAAAGUCUAGCAGCGGUACAUACACCCUGACUACGACUGCCACAGGGCCAGUGUCUUGGUUUGCCCCGGCACCUCCAGCUGAGAAUCCUCCGCACCCUCAUCGCUAUACCAAUCUGCUCUGGGAGCAGCCCGCCAACUGGGUCAUUCCUCAAGAGGCGAGCAGCCAGCUCCAGAACAAGAGGAGCGGGUUCAAUGUCGCCGACUUUCAAAAGGCAGCGGGAUUGAGUGAUCCAGUUUAUGCAAACUACUUCAAUGUUACUGGUUAA
This is a messenger RNA of Pestalotiopsis fici W106-1, 585 nucleotides long. RefSeq lists its product as uncharacterized. The coding region runs from base 1 to 585 and encodes 194 amino acids. The transcript has 5 exons. Gene Ontology annotation, biological process: regulation of Ras protein signal transduction; regulation of proteolysis. Gene Ontology annotation, molecular function: peptidase inhibitor activity; phospholipid binding. NCBI's taxonomy places the organism in Eukaryota, Fungi, Ascomycota, Sordariomycetes, Amphisphaeriales, Sporocadaceae. The record is from RefSeq and is a predicted model, not a curated record.